AUGGUGGAUGGCAAAACGGAUGGUCCGAAGCAGCUUAUGUCUGAUGUUUUGCGGCGCGCUACGUUGCUGUCACAGGAACAGCAAGCAAGUUGCAAUGAAGCUCCGUUUUGCCAGGCUGACGAAAACCCUAUGGCCGGUGAUGUUAUCCUCGACACUGAGCAUCAGAUGCGAGCUGAGCGUUUUACGCCGCAGGUGUUUUCUCCGACCAAGCCUGCAUCGACAAGCACUGUCCAUAGUCGAAAGCCGUAUGGUGAUACGAUUGUGUCCAAAAUUCGUGGUAGCAUUGGUGACGUGAUUCGCAAAGCAAUCCGGAAAAGCAGUCGAGAUCUGACGCUGCUGCGAUCGCACGGCCAGCGCUUGCUCCCAAAACAGAGCAGACAUAGCUCAUCGACGGCUUCUAUCGGAGCGAUUGAGUCAGUCCAAUACCGUGCAUACGUCGUGAUCCGUCUGAUGCGGUUUUGUGGGACAUUGCCAGAUUUCAUCGCGUACGAAUGUCGUAUGCAUCAAGUGACGAGUAAUCUGGAGAAAACAGCCGCGGAUGAUCUUGUGAAAGACUCAGUACUUUUUGAAGCACACUUUCGUCCGCAAACAGCAGAGCACCUCAAGUUGGCCCCGGGUAAUUUGCUCAAAGUUUUUGAGCCUCUUCACUUCUUUCUCGAGCACGUAGCAGCCGGUUCCAUUCGUAAGCCAAGGUGGUUUCUUGCUAGCACACAAUUGGCGCAAGUAAUUGAUGACGAUCGUCACCAUGCUGAAUGA
Peronospora matthiolae is the source of this 756-nucleotide messenger RNA. NCBI's taxonomy places the organism in Eukaryota, Oomycota, Peronosporomycetes, Peronosporales, Peronosporaceae. The record is from the annotation of a GenBank genome assembly.